Ceutorhynchus assimilis (cabbage seed weevil) is the source of this 962-nucleotide messenger RNA. Lineage: Eukaryota; Metazoa; Arthropoda; Insecta; Coleoptera; Curculionidae. The record is from the annotation of a GenBank genome assembly.
CAGGUACUCAACCCUGAAACCAGCUGAUUUGUUCGUUCUGUCAAAACAACCUUUUAUGUAAUUUUUCUUGUUGAAAAAAUUUAAAAAAAAAAACUAUGUUUGUAGGGGCGGUUAUCCGAAAAGGUUUGAUCCCGGCAGCUGCAGUAGUAACCGAAGUAAAAAUGCAAAAUUCCGACCAAGUAGAAGACAAUGAGUUUGUUUGCAGACCUAGUGAAUUGCCCAUUUAUACACCAGACCUGCAAAGUUUCGCAAAACAACCAAAAAUCGUCCAAAAAGAGGAAGUACCAGCACCGAGUUUCAUACAAGAUUCAGUUAAAACUAUGAGACGUACACUAACAAAGUACAAAAAGGAAUAUGAGGCUUAUGAAGUAGUGGCCAAGCGAAACUUGACCGAGAGCAAACAGAAUGUGGAAUGGUUGGUUGAUUAUCUACGGCAAGAAGACAAUACAUUACCAAAAGCAGGAGCAAUAGGUAUUGGUGCUUUGACUGGUCUCAUUUUUGGACUAAGAGGUGGCUUUUUCAAGCGGGCCAUUUACGCUACCACUGGAGCUUUAGCCAUGGGUGCUGUUUGCUAUCCGAAAGAAGCUUCAGAAUAUUCCCAAUUUGCUACAGUUGAAGGCAAAAAAAUGCUGACUAUCGCCUAUAACUUUGCUUACGGAGUAAAAAAAGACGACCCUCCACUAGAACUACCAACUUUACCUAAAUUACCAACUACUGUUUCUGGGGCUUGGGAUUCUAUUAAAUCAUCUUUUAUUUCAGAUGAUAACGCAGAUGUUGCUAAUACCAGUCAAGCUCACAAAAAAUAAUACAGUAACUACUGCAGUUGACUUUUUAUGUGUGUAUUUAUUUGAAAGUUGUUUUAUUGAAAAUUAUUUGUAAUCUGAAAUUAUUGUUGUAAUAAAACCUAAUAUAUAGUUUUAAUGUUUUUCAAUUUUGGUAUUCAAAAUGAAAGUAUAAAAUCG